AUGUCAUCACAAGUGACUCUGAUUUUAGAUGUUGUUGACAAAAGGGAUGCAACUUUUAUAGCUGAAUUUUAUUCCAAUAAUUGUAGUUAUCAACAAUUUGUGAAAAUUAUUCGUGAAGAGAGUAAGAAUCGUUUGAAAUUAAACGAAUCCUUUGUAGAAUGUUACAAAUCAGUCGAGUUGAUCUUCCGAGGUCAUUUUCUUCCUUUUGAUAGUAUCAAGCAAAUUACACAAGUGUUUAAAUAUCCAUUCUUGAAGAGUUAUCAAAAGAUGAAUCAAAGAAAGGUCAAAUCCUUUUUUAGUUGGAAAGACAAACCAGAAUCUAUUUGGGAUAGAAUGGAGAAACUAGAUGAAAUUGUUCGAAUUCUUAUUAAUAAUGAAACUGAUUACAAAUCUAUGUAUUAUAUUAAUAAUUUAUUUAGAGAUUAUGAAAAUCAACCGAGCUUGUUGUUUGUUAUUGGAUCUCAUCCGAAAAUGGAUUGGGGGCAUUUGGUUUCUGCUCUUGCAAAAUCUCCCGAGUUGACCAAACACUUGUUUAACUUUAAAUAUUAUUCAUUAAAUGCACUACCAGAGAAAUUAUUCCAAAUAAGACAUGUAGUUUCAGAAUUAGUCAAGAAGGACAUUUUAGCAUUACAAUUAGCUACUAAUUUUAGAAAUGAUAGAGAGAUUGUUCUUGAUGCUUGUAAACACAAUCCAUUGGCUUUACAAUUUGCUAGCUCAGACUUGAGAAAUGAUAAGGAAUUUGUAAUGAAAGUGUUGGGAAGAAGAUUUAACACACUGCACUAUGUGGGAGAGUCUUUAUUAUCCGAUUCACAAGUAUUGAGAAGAGGAAUGAUGUCUGAAAAAGAGUGGAGACAUGAAAGAUUUGAUUCUAUGAAUACUUUUGAAUUGAUGGAAGAGAUUUUGAAGAAUAGACCACUAAUGGUUCUCAAAUUUUAUCAUUUAUUGGAGGAGAGGGGUCUUGAAUUUAGAAUUGACUCAAUUUGCAACAAUUUCAAAAUAAUUAUUGAAAAGUCUCCGUUCCAAAUUCAAGAAAGCAUUCUUUUGAGGAAUCAAGUCAAUCUUUUUAAUUCAAUUGAAAAUCCAAAUGUAGCUCUGAAAUUUAUUUCCAUUGGAUAUUGUGAAAGAUAUCGUGCUUGUAAAGAUCAUUUGCUCCAGUUAACAAAAUCGAAAUAUCCUCAUUUGGAAAAUCUUUCAAUGGAAACAGAGGAAGAAAAGUACAUUUUAAAAAACCAUUCAAAUGGUCUCAUUACAUGUAAAGAAGAAUUGAGAAAUGAUAAGAACUUUGUACUGAGAUAUUUUCAAUUACACACUAAUAGAAAGAGGAUGAUUUCCAUUAUUGGUGUUGGGGAGGCUUUGUUAAAUGACCAAGAAAUAUUGAAAGAAUAUCUUGUCACUAACGGUAUUCCUGUAGAUGAUGAGAAUAAUCUAUCAUCAGAACUCUUGAUGAAACAAAUUAUUUCAGUCUACCCAUUGUCCAUUGUAAGAUUUUACAAAUUUUUACAAAAUGAAAUAGAGUUCAAUAUCACCUCUUUUAAUUUCCAAGAACUUUGCAGAACAGCACCACUUAUUACCGAUCUACAAUUUGCUUCACUAUUAAUAUGUAAGAAUUAUUCUUUUUAUUAUAAGCUAUCAGAUGAACUGAGGAAAGAGACAUCUUUUGUUAAGAUACUGCUUUUUAAAAAUGGGGUGAAUAUUCAUUUUAAAAAACUUCCUUCUACUUGUUACUCAGAUAGAGAAAUAAUGACCCAUAUAUUGACAACACCUUCAUAUCACUAUAAGAAUGAAAGUGAGUCAAUUUGUUGUGCAGUUUGUAAAGCAUUCCCAUUUGAUAUUGACCUUAUGAAACAAGCAGUCAAAUGGCAUGGACAUACACCACUUCCUUACAUGCAUCACGACCUGUUACUAAAUAAUAGGGAUUUCUGUUAUUGGUUAAUGGACAGUUGUGGCCAUCCACAAUCAUACUUUAAGUAUCUUCCAGAAAAAAUCAGAACAGAUAGGGAUUUUAUAUUUGAAUUGCUUGAUGAUUUGUAUUGGAAAAUUGGAUAUGUGAAAAAUAUUACAAUGGACUUUGUGAUGAAAUGCAUAAGGAAAAACAAAAUUUGCUACAAGUAUUUUGGACAGAUAUUUAGAGAAAAUAGACAAGUAAUUGAUCUGGCAAUGGAAAUGGGUGUUCCAAUCAAGGAAAUUACAGUAUGUCAAGCAUUUAGUGAGCAUUUGUGGGAUAGUUCACCAGAUAAUUUUGUUGAUAAUUUGUGCCAUCCAGGUUAUCAAGUGUUUCUCAAUAAGGAUCUACUGAGGAGAGCUAUUGAAAGAAAUUCUAAAGGUUUUGACAAUAUUGAAAAAUGGAAGAAUUAUCCUGGAUGUGAGUGUUUAUCCGAGCAAGAUUGGACAGAUUUGAAAAAGUUAGCAAGUGCCAUGGAAUAG
Messenger RNA from Naegleria gruberi, 2424 nucleotides. RefSeq lists its product as uncharacterized. The record is from RefSeq and is a predicted model, not a curated record. The transcript has a single exon. Lineage: Eukaryota; Heterolobosea; Eutetramitea; Acrasida; Naegleriidae. Bases 1 to 2424 code for a protein of 807 amino acids.